CGCCCGGUUCCAGGCAAGGGUCUCCCGACUGGCGCGCCCGCGAGUCCUCACUCGGCUGCUGCUGGCCGGGCAGCGGCGUCGAGCGGGGGCGGUGGGGCGGGGCUCGCGGCCAUUGGCGGGCGGCGGGACGGGGGCGGGGGCGUGGAGGGUUGGUCCCGGGGCGCCGGGGGCCGGCCGCAGUCGUUGCCUUCAUCCACAGAGCCAGUGUCCAGCGCAGAGCCGCGCUAGCGAUGAGGGAGAUCGUGCACAUCCAGGCGGGCCAGUGCGGGAACCAGAUCGGCACCAAGUUUUGGGAAGUGAUCAGUGAUGAGCACGGCAUCGACCCUGCCGGAGGCUACGUGGGAGACUCGGCGCUGCAACUGGAGAGAAUCAACGUCUACUACAAUGAGUCAUCGUCUCAGAAAUAUGUGCCCAGGGCCGCCCUGGUGGACUUAGAGCCAGGCACCAUGGACAGCGUGCGCUCUGGGCCUUUCGGGCAGCUUUUCCGGCCUGACAACUUCAUCUUUGGCCAGACGGGCGCAGGGAACAACUGGGCGAAGGGGCACUACACGGAGGGCGCGGAGCUGGUGGACGCGGUGCUGGAUGUGGUGCGGAAAGAGUGCGAGCACUGCGACUGCCUGCAGGGCUUCCAGCUCACGCACUCGCUGGGCGGCGGCACGGGCUCGGGCAUGGGCACGCUGCUCAUCAGCAAGAUUCGCGAGGAGUUCCCAGACCGCAUCAUGAACACCUUCAGCGUCAUGCCCUCGCCCAAGGUGUCGGACACGGUGGUGGAGCCCUACAAUGCCACGCUGUCGGUGCACCAGCUGGUGGAGAAUACCGAUGAGACCUACUGCAUCGAUAACGAGGCGCUCUAUGACAUCUGCUUCCGCACCCUCAAGCUGACCACGCCCACCUACGGGGACCUCAACCAUCUAGUGUCAGCCACCAUGAGCGGGGUCACCACCUCGCUGCGCUUCCCAGGCCAGCUCAACGCCGACCUGCGCAAGCUGGCAGUGAACAUGGUGCCCUUCCCACGCCUGCACUUCUUCAUGCCCGGCUUCGCGCCACUUACCAGCCGCGGCAGCCAGCAGUACCGGGCCCUGACCGUGCCCGAGCUCACCCAGCAGAUGUUCGACGCCAGGAACAUGAUGGCCGCCUGCGACCCCCGCCAUGGCCGCUACCUGACCGUGGCCACCGUGUUCCGCGGCCCCAUGUCCAUGAAGGAGGUGGACGAGCAGAUGCUGGCCAUCCAGAGUAAGAACAGCAGCUACUUCGUGGAGUGGAUCCCCAACAACGUGAAGGUGGCCGUGUGCGACAUCCCGCCUCGCGGCCUGAAGAUGGCCUCAACGUUCAUCGGCAACAGCACAGCUAUCCAGGAGCUGUUCAAGCGCAUCUCCGAGCAAUUCUCAGCCAUGUUCCGGCGCAAGGCCUUCCUGCACUGGUUCACGGGCGAGGGCAUGGACGAGAUGGAGUUCACCGAGGCCGAGAGCAACAUGAACGACCUGGUGUCCGAGUACCAGCAGUACCAGGAUGCCACCAUCAACGAUGGGGAGGAAGCUUUUGAGGAUGAAGAAGAGGAGAUGGAUGGAUAGGUGGAAUAGAGGAGCCGCCCCAGCUCAGAUCCUACAAUAGGCAAGUUCCUUCUUGAACCCUGGUGCCUUCUACCCCAUGACCCUGAAUGGUGCACUAGCCUAGGUGUGUUGGUGUUGGUCCCUCACAAAUGCAGCCAAGUCACGUAAUCAGUCAUCUGGAACAAAGACAAUACUUUAAAACAGCAGAGAAUUGUGGGUUCUACCCAGUCAGAAGAUAACACUAUGGAGAUUUUCUACUAGAGGAUUUGAAAGAGAACUGAGGGGCCACAAAAUAAACUUUCACCUUUCAUUAAGUGUUCAAGUGUGUCUGAGAAUUAGCAGGGGAGUUAGAAACAGUCAUUUUCAUCCUUUGCAAUGAAGCCUGAAGGUGUGCUGUGUUGCCUUAUAUCAAUAUGCAGUAUGAGACUUUGAAAUAAUUGAUUCAUAAUAAAAUACUAAAUGUGUGUCUUCA
This is a messenger RNA of Callithrix jacchus (white-tufted-ear marmoset), 2022 nucleotides long. RefSeq names its product tubulin beta 6 class V (gene TUBB6). Gene Ontology annotation, biological process: microtubule-based process. Gene Ontology annotation, cellular component: microtubule. Gene Ontology annotation, molecular function: GTPase activity; structural constituent of cytoskeleton; GTP binding. The record is from RefSeq and is a predicted model, not a curated record. Lineage: Eukaryota; Metazoa; Chordata; Mammalia; Primates; Cebidae.